AUGAAGAAAAGGAAUCAGCGACGCUACUACAACUUGCUCCUGACUGAUGCUAUCAAAGAAAAGAACUCGCAUGUUGGCAAUUUGACGAAGCAAUGUGAUGAGCUCAAGCAUGAACUAUCUGGACAGACUACGUGGAUGAAAUUCCGACUCAUUUGUUUCUCGAUUAAUCGUUUACUCAGCAUCGAGAAAAGUAAGAUCACUUCCCGACACGAUAGAAAACUGAACACCCUAAUUGAACUCAAGCAAACGGCGGAUGCGAUCGAAGAGAACCCAAAUGACACCAUCAUAAACUUGUCCGGCCGCACUCUCUCAUCUGAUGAAAUUGAUGUACUUAAACUUGGAUUAAGACACGGACUAGCAACAAGACCUAACCAAUUUGAAAUAAUGGCUGUAUCGGAAGAC
Paramuricea clavata is the source of this 402-nucleotide messenger RNA. NCBI's taxonomy places the organism in Eukaryota, Metazoa, Cnidaria, Anthozoa, Malacalcyonacea, Plexauridae. The record is from the annotation of a GenBank genome assembly.